CAUCAUGGGAAAGUUAGGUUUACGCGUUCCGUCAUGCUGAGCACAACCUGAGGGCCUCUGGCCGCGCUCAUCCUCAUUCUCCACUGUUCCAUACAUUCACCCCAGUCGCUCAUUUUCCCCAACCGCGCCAUCAUGGUCCGUCCAAGCAAGCAACAAAAGCUUGGGCAGCUUUGGUGGGGAGCUCGUCGAUCCUUGCACACUAGGCGCGUUCUGCCCACCAGAGCCACUGCUUUGCACCUAGGCACGCGAUACGGUCCUCCAGUUUUCGUCGCAGCCGCGACCGCCGGUUACCUGUCGUCCUCGUCGUCGCCAUGCGCAUUCCUACGCCCCACUCAACUUGACGCGCCGCAAGCUUCAUGGUCCAUCCUCGGCCGGCGCGAAGCAUCAACCCAGGCGAAGGAUACAUCGGACGGUAGCAAUGGCACGGAAUCUAGCGAGCACCGCAGCGGUGAACAAGCUCCCCCACCACAGUCACGCGUUGUCAAAAAAGAAGAGGGCGAGGCAUCCACAACCGAGGAGGACAAAGUGUCUGCAUGGCAGGCUAUAACGCGGAAGCUUUCCGAGGCGCCAAAGUCUGUGACCUCGUUGGGUGACACCAUCGUGGACUACGUGGUACCGGAGUGGGCCAAGGUUCUCCCGGGUUUCGUGAGGAAGUUGCAAAAUGAGCUUUCUAUGGCACCGGGUUCCCUAGCUGAAGAGAUUUGGUACGAGGCAAACGACCCCGAGACCCAUCCUGAGAUUGUCUGGGAUGCAUCCGUUCGCGUCUCGAAUGAGCUGUGCGCAGAAGAGAAGAAAUUCCUGGAAAAGCGAGGACAGUUUACGAAAAGAGCUCUGGCACGCUAUCUGGAUAUCCCCGAGGCCAAAAUACAUCCUGAUGACGUUCCCAUCAUUGCUGUGUGCGGGUCCGGUGGUGGUCUCCGGGCGCUCGUAGCAGGGACAGCUUCCUACCUUUCCGCCCAGGAGGAAGGGCUCUUCGACUGUGUUACAUACACUGCAGGUGUGAGCGGGAGCUGCUGGCUGCAGACGCUCUACUACUCUAAUAUUGCGCAACGAAGCCACUCUCGAUUGAUUCGGCAUCUCAAGAAUCGGCUAGGUGUGCACAUUGCCUACCCUCCCGACGCACUUGAUCUCGUUGCGAGCGCUCCUACGAACAAGUAUCUACUCGGCGGGCUUGUAGAAAAAGCGAAAGGAACCCCGAGUGCAGAGUUCGGUAUCGUCGACAUCUACGGCGUGCUUUUAGCUGCACGAUUGCUAGUACCAAAGGGCGAAUUGUCCGUGGACGGUCACGACUUCAAGCUCUCGUACCAGCGCAGGUACACUGACGAUGGCUCUCACCCGCUUCCAAUCUAUACGGCCGUUCGACACGAGAUACCCCUAGCCGAGCAGCAAGACACUAAGGACCCAAUCGCUGCCGAAGCAAAGGCGCGAAGAGAGUCCUGGUUCCAAUGGUUUGAGUUCACACCCUACGAGUUUUGGUGCGAAGAACUAGAGGCCGGCAUUCCUACUUGGGCAGUUGGUCGCAAAUUCGAGAAUGGACGAUCGGUUUGGCGAAACAACGGCCUGGCUUUGCCCGAAGUCCGUGUACCAUUGUUGAUGGGCAUCUGGGGUAGCGCGUUUUGCGCGACUCUUUCGCACUACUACAAAGAGAUUCGACCCGUUUUCUCGGGUAUUACCGGAUUCACUGGGUUGGACGCCAUGAUAGCGGAGAGAGAUAGAGACCUGGUCAAAGUUCAUCCUAUCGAUCCGGCCGCAAUUCCCAACUUCGCGCUGGGUAUGCGAGAAUAUCUGCCCCCAACCUGUCCAGAAAGCAUACACUCAACCGAGAACUUCCAGCUCAUGGACGCCGGUAUGAGCAACAAUCUGCCGAUAUAUCCCUUGCUACGGCCUGGCAGGGACGUGGAUGUUUUGAUAGCAUUCGAUGCGAGCUCCGAUGUGCGUACGGACAACUGGUUGAAAGUGACUGAAGGAUACGCCAAGCAGCGCGGAAUCAAAGGCUGGCCUGUAGGAGCAGGCUGGCCUCCAGAAGAUGAGUCAGCAGAAGAGCUGCAAAAAGACCUCGAUAGUGCGCAAGCGCGUACGGAAGAACAGGCGCAAGAGAAAAUGCGCGAAGCCAAAGAACAUGACAAACCCAAGCAGCCAAGUGGAAAAAGCAAGGAUCUCGGCUUCUGCAACGUCUGGGUUGGCACCACGGAAGAGCGCACAGCGGACCGGGAAAACUUCAGCUCUAAACAAGCCGAAGAAGACUGGGAAAUCACGAGACCCGAUGCUGGUAUCACGGUCGUCUACUUUCCAUUUUUGAAGAACCCCAAGGUUUCCGACAUUGACCCAACGACUUCAGACUUUAUGAGCACAUGGAACUUUGUGUAUACGCCCGAGCAGGUGGAUUCUGUCGUGGAACUGGCCAGAGCCAAUUUCCAAGAGGGCGCGGAGCGAACAAAGCGCACUGUGCGGGCGGUUUAUGAGCGCAAGAAGAAGAGGCGGGAGGAACGAGAAGCUGAGGAGCUUGAGAGGCGGAGAAGGUGGAAGUUGAGGGAAGGCCGGUCGGGUGGGAGAAGAGUUGGCGAGAGCGAUCAUGGAGAUCACUUCAGCUAGCACGAGGUUGAAGUUACCGCGUCGAUGGUUUGAGAUCUUGACCAUUGGACGCGGUGUUACCAGGCAAAAAGUUGAUACUGCGCAUUAUACCCCCAAUCAUAUUCUGUAC
Molecule: messenger RNA, 2701 nt
Organism: Paraphaeosphaeria sporulosa
Lineage: Eukaryota; Fungi; Ascomycota; Dothideomycetes; Pleosporales; Didymosphaeriaceae
Product: phospholipase-like protein A2
Exons: 3
Coding region: 133-2592 (819 amino acids)
Biological process (GO): glycerophospholipid catabolic process
Cellular component (GO): cytosol
Molecular function (GO): A2-type glycerophospholipase activity
Source: RefSeq, a predicted model, not a curated record